AUGGAAAAAUACAUCUACACAAUUAGUAUGAAUGAGUUUGCUUCAAACUAUACUCCAUUGAAUCCAGAUGGUUUUGAUGCUAUAAAAUGCAAAAAAAUAGCAAGACAUUUGUACCCUCAUUUUUUACAACAGAGAUCUGAAGAAUUGGGCUUGUUUGUUGUUGAUGAAGAAGACAAUGAAACCCUGCUAAUGCACCGAAUUUGCUCUGAUGAUAUAUAUCGCAAACAAGAAGACACUAUACAUUCAUGGAGGGAUUCAGAGUUUUCAAGUGAAAUAACUCUUAGCUUUCAAGAAACCACAUGGUGCUCAUACAUAUGGUGCUUUCAUUGCAAAUACUAAAAUCCGUAUGGUAGCUUCUUGGGAACCUAUAGUCCUGGCAACAAUUAUUAUCCCCA
Molecule: messenger RNA, 395 nt
Organism: Lactuca saligna
Lineage: Eukaryota; Viridiplantae; Streptophyta; Magnoliopsida; Asterales; Asteraceae
Source: the annotation of a GenBank genome assembly